Messenger RNA from Juglans regia (Persian walnut), 1268 nucleotides. Its product is annotated as fasciclin-like arabinogalactan protein 12. The transcript has a single exon. The record is from RefSeq and is a predicted model, not a curated record. NCBI's taxonomy places the organism in Eukaryota, Viridiplantae, Streptophyta, Magnoliopsida, Fagales, Juglandaceae. Bases 159 to 1097 code for a protein of 312 amino acids.
AUACCAUCUUGCAUUUCCAAAUAUCCCAAGCAAAAGAAAGCCCGCUUGCAAAGUAAAUUACAAAGCUCACCAAGCAGACUUUCUUCUACUUCUCACACAUAUCAAGCCUCCAGGAAGCACCACUCUGCAUUUGAAACGCACUAAAAGUAUCAAAGAUCAUGACAAAGUGCGCUGUCUUUUCCGUCUCAAUUCUACUUGUUUUUCUCUUCCAUGUUAUUAACACUUUAGCCCAGCCAACGGCGGCACCAGUUCAAUCCACCGCAGCUCCAAAGCCACCCGCCAAUGCUCCAGCCAAGCCGGCCAAGCCCCCAACCUCAGCUGCCACACCUCCCGCCUCACCUGCCAAGCCUCCAAUCCAAUCCGCCAAGGCGCCUGCCCAAUCCGUCCAAGUACCAGUACAAAAAGGCUCUAUUGACGUCACAAAAAUCCUUGCAAAGGCCCGUGGUUACUCAGUCUUUAUCCGUCUCUUUAAGAGCACUGGACUUGCUGCGCAAUUAUAUGCACAACUCAACAAUUCAAACAAUGGGUUUACCAUCUUUGCACCUACAGAUACUGCAUUUUCAAACCUCAAACCGGGCACUAUAAACUCUCUAUCUGACCUACAAAAGACUCAGCUAAUACAAUUUCACAUCUUGAACUCGGUGAUUGGUCUGUCCAACUUCCAAACUCUAAGCAAUCCAGUGCCAACAGAGGCCGGUGAUACUAGUGCUGGAGAAUUCCCACUAAAUGUGACCACUGCCGGCAACCAAGUGAACAUCUCGACCGGCCUUGUGAAUACCACAAUGGGUGGUACAAUAUAUUUGGAUAACAAGCUUGCGAUAUAUCGAGUGGACAGUGUGCUUCUUCCGCUGGACAUUUUUUCUCCUAAGCCAAAGAAAGCUGCAGCUCCUAAACCAGCAUUGUCAGAUUCAAAUACUACAACGACUGCGGCAGAGAGUCCAUCAGGUGCUGCUGCUGCUGCUGCUACUGCUUCUUCUACUACGGACACCGAUGCUGCCAAAGCAAACGCGUCCGGUGCAGUGAGCCUCAGUACAAACAAAAUGUUGUUACCAAUUGGAAUUGCUAUGGUUGCAUUCUUGAUGGGGAAAGGAACUUGACAGCGUAAUAUUCCCAGCUUGAUUUCCCAUGGUCGGGUUGAUCACAUCGUGUGCUUUCACAAUAAUCGGCUUCUUUAAUCUCCUUCUAUGUAAUUUUCUUUUCUCUAGUUUUCUUCCGGCUAUCUGAUCUUUUCCACCUUCUAUGUAAUUUGUGUGAAUGUUAUUGAGCAU